Ostrinia furnacalis (Asian corn borer) is the source of this 3776-nucleotide messenger RNA. RefSeq lists its product as uncharacterized. The transcript has 8 exons. Lineage: Eukaryota; Metazoa; Arthropoda; Insecta; Lepidoptera; Crambidae. Gene Ontology annotation, molecular function: nucleic acid binding; zinc ion binding. The record is from RefSeq and is a predicted model, not a curated record. The coding region runs from base 122 to 3277 and encodes 1051 amino acids.
UCGGACUCCCAGAACUUUGUGAAGAGUUCGUUCAUUAAGGAAUCCUCAUCAAAGUGUUUUAUUGUCUUAAGAUAAAUUAGUUGAAUCAACUCUCAAUUUUCAUUCUAAUGAUGAAAGCGUGAUGGUCUUCUUCACAUUAUAUUUAAGUGUGGUGAUUAUUUUGUUAGUUCUCUACUUUAUUAUAGAAUUAGCUGAAGAAGAUAAUAAAAAAAUGGCUGACAACGAACACGAAGAAUCCAAUAAAGAACCUCCAAUAUACAUGGAUAUGUCGGUUCUAAAGAGCAAGUCACAACCGAACACUCCUUCCAAACCAACAGCAUACUCGAUCAACAACCGCACGUUCUACGAUGAGGAGCGGACAAGUGAUGAGUACAUAGAGUUCAGUCUUCACGCUGAACGACUGUCAAAUUUAGCGAAUAGAGAGCUCUUUUCAGCUGAUAUGCUUGAUUCGGAUACGGAUACUCAGAUAAUGUACUGCGAUUCACCAGACUUAGUAGAAAGUAAACCACUAUUCGAUGAAGAAUUACCCAUAGUGGUUCAAGAGAUAUCACACGGUUAUGUUAUAAAUUCCAACGUCUACCUCACAUAUGAACAGUGGAAUACAUUAACACCUGUAGACUCAGUGUUGGUAAAAUGUGUGGCCUGCGAUAUGUAUACAGAUAAGAAUUCAACAGGUCACCACAUAAAGAGCGAACCGCAUCAAAAUCAGUUGAGCAUGUACAAACCGCUGGCCAGAUUUGAACUCAGUAUAACUAGAAAAAUACGAGAAAUUUAUCACUGCGCGGUUUGUAACGAGGCUUUCUAUCUAAAUGAAAACAACGAUCACCAUUCUUCAAAAUCACACGAAGGGAACCUUCUUUCUGCUGUAAAUAAAGUCACUGAUAUAGAAAUAGACUGUGGGGUUAACGGUGAAAACUCGGAUAACGAUAGAAAUAAGAACAACGAUUGUUACCAUUUCAAACAUGGAAACAGGAUUAACGAUAGCUUCAAUAACGGUAAAAGUAAUUACGCGGCAGCUUUGAAGAUUUAUAGGAAAAACAGUAACACCAGCGAGGAAUAUGAGGAAGAUUCAGAAUAUGAUUACAGCAACGAUGAAUUAGAUAUUUUUUGGGAUACGCCACACGAAGACGCUCAAACCGGCAAUUCUUACGCUACAGCGCUCAAAAAACCUAAAGUUUACAAUAUGCCUACGUUUUUAGAAACUAAAAUAGGCGAUAAAAAGGUCAAAGUUAAAUUCGACUCGUGGCAUAUGCUCAUAAGUCCUAAAGUAAAUAGGUUGUAUUGUAUGGUGUGUCGAGAAUAUAUCCAUAUUAGAAGUAAGGCAGAACAUUGUUACGACGCUAAUCAUUUGAUUAAACUGGAAAACUGUAAAGUUUUAACUCAUUUUGGCGAUUAUCUCAUCAGAGAGAUAGACGAUAAGUUUUACCAUUGCGGUCAUUGCAACAACUUGCUUCUAAUCAAUGACACGAAAGACCAUAUCGAAAAACGACAUUCUAAAUUCAACAAAAACGCCAAAAACAAUAAUAAUGAUAGCCAAAUUAACGAUGACGCUGAUAAACUUAAAGAUACUCCCGUUGCAAACAGUUUUAACGAAAAUAAAUCGAAUGGAAGUACAAUUAACGACAUUAACGACAAUAAACCAAAUGGAAAUGGAUUUAACGAUAAACUUAACGAUCCGAAAGCGAUCACAUUUAACGAUAAUAAAGAAAACAACGCUCCGAACAGGAUGCAAUGGAAUAAUCCGAUAUUUAAAGAUAUGUUAACUCAGGAUAUAUUUUUGAACAUGUUUGGCUACAAAAUUUCUAUACCUCUUCUAUCGUAUCAUGUGAUUUGCAAGCGCCCUCAGGAUUUUUACUGUGGGCUAUGUAACUUUAUAUGUACAGCAGACAUCGUAGUGCAGCACAUUUAUAGCGUAUCACACAUUCAGCAGUUAACAAGAACUCCUUUUAUAGUACCAUUUAAUUAUAAUUUAAUAAGAGCUAUCCGUGAAGCACUACACUGUGCUAUAUGCAACUUACCGGUAGCAGCAGGUUAUAUUUACGCGCAUCUAAAUGAGUUACAGCAUAUAGGGUUACUUCAAAAAGCAUUGUCACCAAAACUAGAACAGGCAGCAAUCGCACCGAUCGCUGUUCCCGCAAAAGAACCCCAAAAACACGAGCCAGAACAAAAAAUAACGUCAGACAAAGAAAAAGAAGUGAAAACAGAAAUAACGAAAGCCAAAACGGAAACGAAGCAAGCGAAAACAGAAGCAACGAAAUUGAAAACGGAAACGAAGGAAGUGAAAACUGAAAUAACGAAAAUAGAAACAACGGAGUCUGUAAAAGAUGAAUUGGAAUCUUUAGCCUCAGAUAUGACAGCGGAUGUCGAUUUAAAUGAAUCAGCAGACUCGGUCUUUGACAUAGAAGAUUAUGUGUAUGUCAAACUGGGAAAUAAAUAUUUUAGAAUAAGUUUGUUAUCGUAUAACAGUUUAGUUUACACGGGCUGUGAGGAUUUUUACUGUUUUAUUUGUUCUGUAAAUGUAACCGAGGAUGAUUUAAAAACGCACGUUGAUAGUCGUUCGCAUAUGGACAGCUUGAAGAAGUGCCCCUUUCUGGUUAUGGAAGGAGUUCUCUUGAGACAGAUUUUCCUAAAGUACCACUGCGGUGUAUGUAACGUAAUAAUAACAAGGGAAUGCCUAAAAAUCCACAUGAAAUGGCAACCGCACGUGGAACUCGUGGCGUUACAGAAUAAAAUAACGAAGAAAAUGAGACGAAACGACCUAAAUUCUGGAAUGAAAAUGUACGUUGGCAACACACAGAAAGAAACUAUAUACCUCAAUGAAAAAGAACCAAAGAUUAAAGUGCUAUUCAAAGUCAAAUUCGAAGAAGAGACUACCAUAGAAAAGAAAAUGAAAAUUAUCAUCGUUAACGGUGACGUUUUAAAGUUAAACUUUGACAAUUGGAACGGUGUUGCCGCUGCACAAAAUGGUUUGAAAUGUCAGUUAUGUCAGAUGGAAUUCGCUGAAGGAGAUUUGGCUAAUCACGUUAACAGUCAAGUUCAUAAAGAUUUUCUGACGUGUAAAGUUUUUAAGAGGGAGUAUUGGUCGGAUCUGCUGAGAGAGAUCGACGACACGACUCUCCACUGCGUCAUUUGCAACACAGAUGUCGCCAACAAAAAACCUGUCGCCACGGAACAUAUUGAGGGUAAAAAACACAAGAAAAACUAUGACACUAUUAGAGCUGUCAGUUCCACGACCAACGCCUAUACGGAUUGUGAUGAUGACGUAUUACAGCUUUAAAAUUGACGUGUAAAAGGUUUUUGAGAUUUUUUUUAACUUAAAAAAUAUACAGGGUGUCUAGUUUGUGUUUAGAAGUUUUGGUAAAAUUAAAAAAAUGGAAACAUCAAUGAAUACAGGGUGUUGGCGUGUGUGAAAGUUUUGCUGUGUGGUUAAAAUUACAGCAUAUUUUUUUGUGAUGUCUCUUAUUUUGAAUGCAGUUUAGUUUAUUUUUGCCGUCGAAAAUAAGAAAGUUGGAUUUUUUUGUUUGGUACAGUAUUAUUCUAAAAGCUAUUUCGUUUUCAAUCGCGAAAUGAGUAACAUUUGCCAACUUUAUUUAAGUAAAAAAAUAUCUCAGUUUUUUUUAUUAGGCCUAUGGUGGUCAUAGCCAAAGAUUUUUUUUAAUAACAUUAACCUAAAAAUGCAGAGCAUCAAACUGACGUUAAAUUCCACUGUGUUUUUAAACUUGAUUAAUAUUAAGAGUAUCUUUAUGAAAAGUAAUAAAUAAAUGAAAAUCUGAAAC